This is a messenger RNA of Salvia hispanica, 1218 nucleotides long. The record is from RefSeq and is a predicted model, not a curated record. NCBI's taxonomy places the organism in Eukaryota, Viridiplantae, Streptophyta, Magnoliopsida, Lamiales, Lamiaceae.
AUGUCAAACUUAGUUGCCCACUUGACUGAUUCCAAUAGCCUCUUUAAGAUUGGAUUUCUAGACGAGGUUAGUAGUUGGACUUUGUUCUCCAAAAUUGUAUUUGGGGAACAAAGCUUUCCUACUCAACUCGAGAGUAUCGGAAAGAAAAUUGUGGAAAAGUGUAAAGGACUUCCUUUGUCUAUUGUUGUGAUAGGAGGUCUAAUGGCUAAAUCCGAACUUACACUAAAAUAUUGGGAGCACAUUGAGGAAAACUUAAGCUUAAUAGUGAAUUCAGAUAAUGAUGAUUAUUGCUUGAGAAUAUUGAAACUGAGCUAUAACCACUUGUCUGUCCAUCUAAAGCCUUGUUCUCUGUAUAUGGGAGUGUUUGAGGAAGACAGUGAAAUUCUUGCUAGAGUGAUCAUCCGACUAUGGGUUUCUGAAGGAUUUCUUAAGCCAAUAGACGAUAAAAGCAUGACAAAAAUUGCGAAGCAAUACUUGAAAGAACUAGUGGAUAGAAAUAUCAUACUAGUUUAUGAGAAGGAGAUAAUUGGGAAUGUUAUAUCCUACAAAAUUCAUGAUUUACUAAGAGAUCUAUCAAAGAAAGAAGCUCUGAAACAGAACCUUUUUUAUGUGUUGAGGGAAGAAAGUCCUCAACGACUAAUAAGCCAACAACGUAUUGUUAUUCCUAGAAGCACUUCAAUGAUAAAAAUCCAGGAUGCCUUGAAAUAUAUUCCCCGUGCUCGUUAUUAUCUAGUAUGUGGUAAAAGAGAUGUUGAUCAGUUCCCAAAUUCUAGAUUUUUGAGGAUAUCGCAUACGUGUAGUUAUGAUAGGCUAUGUAAAGAGGAGUAUUCACAAUUAAAUGUGUUUGAGUUGAUGAACUCACGAUACCAUGCUGUUGCAACUCAUGAGAAGUUUGUAAUUCCUUCUUCCAUCAAUCUGCUUUGGAAUUUAGAUACACUAAUUAUUUGCCGUGGGGAGGAUUUGAUUGCACCAACUGAAAUCUGGAAAAUGUAUAAACUUAGGCACCUCGUGUUUUCUGGUUGUAGUUUGUAUCUCCCAGAUCCUUCGUGCGCGGACGAUGAUACUAUUAUGAUGGAGAAUCUAGAAGUGCUCAUUGAAGUGAAUAAUUUGAAUGUAAGUGAAGAUGUUGUUAAAAGAAUUCCCAAUAUCAAGGAAUUGAUUAUGAGAUAUUCGGGGCAACUAAUUGAUGAACUAUCUGAGCUGUCUUCAAUGUCUUAG